CAAUAUGUGUGGAGCUCAACUAACAGUGAGAUCUCUCGUGCAAAUAAGUUUCGAGAUGAUUUCGGGAAAACCUCAUCGCGACAGACACGGCACGUGAGUCUGCUGCCUAGAAGUCAUGACUCCGACGAUCCAUCUCGUCCGCCACGGACAGGGCUAUCACAACAUCAGCAUCCACAGCCAACAUCUGCGAGACCCGGAGCUCACUCCUCUGGGCGAGCAGCAGUGCUUCGAGCUGCGCGACAGCUUCCCCGAUCACGACAAGAUCACCCAUCUGGUUGCCUCGCCGCUGCGACGGACCCUGUCAACGUGUCUCGUCGCCUUUGCGCCUGCCGUGGCACGGACUGGCAAGAUUAUCGCGCUGCCCGAUUCCCAGGAAUUGUCACUAUACGACUGCGACCGGGGCACCGAUGUCGAGACCUUGCGCGCCGAAUUUGGCGAGCGGGUCGACCUGGCACUUGUGCCGCCCGGCUGGAACUCGAAGGGCUGCGAGGAACGGCAACCCACGGUCGCGAAUCUCAUCGUGAGGGCGAGGAGGGUGAGACUCUGGCUGCGGGACCUCGCACUCACUACUACCCUGGCAGCGACCGGCAGCAACGACACUGCUGAGAGGGAAGGAAGGGACGUGCAGAUUGUCCUGGUCACGCACGGCGGCUUUCUGCACUUCCUGAUUGAGGACUGGGACGGCAUUCCUCAGCGUAAAGGCACUGGCUGGGCGAACGCGGAGAUCAGAUCCUAUACGUUUGCAGACGCCACUGGGCAAGAUUCAGAGGCUUCGCUGAAGGAGACCGACUCCAGCUGGACGCGGCGUCGAGGUCAGGACGUGCCUCUGACCGUAGCCGAGCAGCUAGAUCUCCGUGAGGCAUACAGCAGGGCCCUCGACGCUGAGACGGCAAUGGUGGAGAAGGAGCUCGCGGAGAUGGAGACUAGCACAGUCGCCUGAGUUUUGGCUUGGUACAUUCCAGAAUGACAGUGGACAUUGGCAGGACUGGUAGACAUCAUGUUUUAGAUGGGCCGCUGCCAUUGCGGAGUCAAAGGAAGCACGAUUGAUGCUCACGUAGCACCAAAACCCCUCUGAUGAGGGAGCGGUACUCGAACUGGCUUGAACCACCAGCUGGCCUGAGAUACAGCCGAUGACGUCUGCAGCGACCCGAACACAAUUUAAGCAAGAUAAUGUGCAUUCGUGCAGCAGGUCCCCCUCGCAGCCGAUGAUGGGGU
Molecule: messenger RNA, 1215 nt
Organism: Microdochium trichocladiopsis
Lineage: Eukaryota; Fungi; Ascomycota; Sordariomycetes; Xylariales; Microdochiaceae
Product: phosphoglycerate mutase
Exons: 2
Coding region: 116-940 (274 amino acids)
Cellular component (GO): cytoplasm
Molecular function (GO): phosphatase activity
Source: RefSeq, a predicted model, not a curated record